CCAACAGUCUCAGAACACAAACUUCUCAGAAGCAGCUGGGCUUUACAUCACUGAGACAUGGGCUCUGAAGGGUUUCUGACUCCAUCACUUUGUCUUGCGAGCUAGAAGUACCUGUCUCAUGUGGGCAGCCCGCAGAUCAGAGCAUGACAGAGUUUCCAGAAUCAAAGAAAACUUGAGAUUGGACACUCUCAGCACCAUGACAACCUCACCCUCCAGCAGUGACUACAGUAGCACAGAGGACUCUAUUUCCCAAUGCAAAUCCAACCACAGCCUCUCAAUUGGCUACUACCCCUCUGAGAACACCUUUUCCUAUGAGGAUGUAGUCUCCCGUAAGGAGACAGCCUCUGUGGAUUCUUCAGUCCAUUUCCUCCCUCCUGUCCAAAGUAUCUGGGGAACAGAGAGUUUAAAGAGACUCUUCAGGAAACGAGAUCAGAUGGAGCACGAUCCACAGCAGUUCUGCAAGCUAAGCAUCACUCUAGCCUGGGACAUCGAUGUGGACUCAGCCCAUGAAGACUCUCUUGCUAAUCUGGAUCUAAAUGGCCAUAGCCAGUGGAUGGAUAAGUGGCCAGAAGACAAGACAAAACUGACUCCCUGCAAACUGGAUAGCCUAGUACAGAAACUUGAAACAUUUCUAGGAGAAGAAAAAGGUGGCCAGCAUGAUGGCUGUGUGCUCCCUGAAUGUACUCAGAAGGAAGACGUCCACUUCAACAGCACUACCCCUCCACAUACUGCUCAGGUCAGUCAUAAAGAACGUGAUGUUUGCCAAGACUUGCCCAAGCACAGAGCCCUGGAAAAUGAAGAUAUCUGUCAGGUCCUAAAGAACCCUCCAAGGUUACUGAAAGAUGAAGUUGUGCAGGAGAUAAAACAGGCAUCUUGGAGCUCCUUGGAGAACUCGCCCGCAUCAUCCCCUGAGCCGGACAGUGUUUCUCACUCACACAGCACAUCCUGUAUGAACCUUCGGUGGAUCUUCCACUGGCUGAGGACACAGAUCUUCUCCCGAUGGAGGAGAGAGCACCCACCUCAGCCUACCGCCAACUGGCACCAGAACACAGUGAGGAAGACUCACUCUCUUAGAGGCAACAGAAUCCAACCCCAAGAAUGACUCGAGAAUGAGUUCACCCGACAUCCCCAGAUUUUUAAACUUUUGAAUCCCCUUUUUCAACAAUUCCUAAGAGGUAUGUGUUCUCUCCACCUCACAGAUGAGGAAAUCAAGACCUGGAGUACAUAGUGGGCAUUUCCAAUCUUCACAUUCCUUCUGAACCAGCCACUUAUUACAACCAGGGAACAAGUGUACCUGAAGCAGUCUGGUAUCCUGGAUCAUCAAAACUGCUUUCUUGAUAUUGAACUCACAUCUAAGGAGUGGCUCCAAACAGUCUCAAUACCCACUGGAAGCACAACCUAAGCCAUCCCACCACGGUGGGAGGCUAGUGGGAUAUAUACUGCCUUCUUUAAAUGAGGGUUUGCAUAAUGAAAGAGUAAAACACACAGAAACAAAAUGGAACAGAAGGAGGCAAAAAGGAGGAGGGAAAGGGGAUGCUAUUCAUUUAGGAAGCAGCAUGCUACCUAAGUUUUCCAAGAGUUAUUUCAGCCUUCUGAAUUCAACAAGCAUAUUCAGCCUGAGUUAAAGUAAUUUGCUUGGAGAAGACACAUAUAACAGAGAUCUGUGUUUAUUGGGGUAAAGCCAUGGGGAUUGUUGAGCAGGGGUUCCCAUCCUCCCCCCCAAGUCCACAUCUCAUCUAUUCUGAAAGAAAAAAGCCCAAUUCAUUAGUAAGA
This is a messenger RNA of Mastomys coucha (southern multimammate mouse), 1773 nucleotides long. It is a transcript of the gene CUNH12orf71, whose product is annotated as chromosome unknown C12orf71 homolog. The transcript has 3 exons. The record is from RefSeq and is a predicted model, not a curated record. Bases 119 to 1102 code for a protein of 327 amino acids. NCBI's taxonomy places the organism in Eukaryota, Metazoa, Chordata, Mammalia, Rodentia, Muridae.